GCUCUCCUCCCGCCCCUCCUCCUCUCUCCUCGCUCGCUCGCUCGCUCCUCGUCCGCCCGCUCUAGUCAAAGCGAGGAUCAGGUUCCCCGCCGGAGCAUAAAACCUUCCGCGGGGAAACCCGAAGAGACCGAGAAGCCCCAGAGCGGAGCGCGUUCGGGAGGCGAGGAAAGGUACGCGCGCGGGCGGUUCCGCCGGUGGCAACGGAGCGGCGUCGCCUGGAGAAGGUGCGGGCAGCCCACGGCGGAGAGCUGAAGCCACUUGGGACGGAGACGGGAGAUUGCCUCGCAACGGCAAAAUGCAGAAACAGCAAGAACAAUGUCAGAUGUUUACAGUUGUCCUCUUCACUUUUAUUGUCCUGCUAGCAGCUGUGAGCACUACUGAAGCUGGAAAAAAGGAAAAACCAGAGAAGAAGGUGAAGAAGUCUGAUUGUGGGGAAUGGCAGUGGAGUGUGUGCGUUCCUACUAGUGGAGAUUGCGGGUUAGGGACCCGCGAGGGAACUCGCAGUGGAGCUGAUUGCAAACAAACUAUGAAGACGCAAAGGUGUAAGAUCCCCUGCAACUGGAAGAAGCAGUUUGGAGCGGAGUGUAAAUACCAGUUCCAGGCAUGGGGAGAGUGCGACCUGAACACCGCCUUGAAGACUCGAACUGGAAACCUAAAACGAGCUUUACACAAUGCCGACUGCCAGAAAACUGUCACCAUAUCCAAGCCCUGUGGGAAGCUUACCAAACCCAAACCUCAAGAACCCAAGAAAAAGAAAAAAGAAGGCAAGAAACAAGAGAAGACACUGGAAUAGGGAGGCUGCACCGUGCUGCGUGGGAAAGGGACUUCCUCGAAUGUAAUCAGUUAACCACUUUCAUUGACACCUAGGCAAUUUAUUUAUAGUUUAAUUGUACAAUAGGAAGAAAUAAAACAUACAAAUAUACCCUCUUUCCUUUUUUAUUUUUUACACUAACAUUUUAAAGAUAUAAUCUUAACUUCAUUUGUAGAAAUCUGCAAUAAAGGGCAGUAAUGUGGUUUAGUAGAUGAUGAUGAUGACGAUGACUGUGUAUAUUGAAAAGUGUAGAUUCAUUGUGAACUUUUCCUUUCCCCCUUUAUGAGUUGAAUCUUAAAGCCUGACUUCACAAAUUAAGGCGGGACCGUAUGACCCUUGUGGACCUCCCAAAACCUACACAAUAAAGGUUCUAUGAUGUCAUAACAAGCUGUCACAGUACUGUGGGACUAGCCACUUAGUGAAAAACCAAUUGAUUUUUUUCGCUUGGGGGAGGGGAAGUGUUUUACGUUUAUAAUAGCAAGAGUGGGUCUCUAUCCCCAGAUUGUACCUGCACUGAAAUAACUAACUUGGUUGUAAUUUACACCUUUUAAUAAAACAAUUGAAGGAUCUAA
Messenger RNA from Sphaerodactylus townsendi, 1383 nucleotides. It is a transcript of the gene PTN, whose product is annotated as pleiotrophin. The record is from RefSeq and is a predicted model, not a curated record. NCBI's taxonomy places the organism in Eukaryota, Metazoa, Chordata, Lepidosauria, Squamata, Sphaerodactylidae. The coding region runs from base 296 to 793 and encodes 165 amino acids. Gene Ontology annotation, molecular function: growth factor activity. The transcript is spliced from 5 exons.